Messenger RNA from Mizuhopecten yessoensis (Yesso scallop), 1991 nucleotides. Its product is annotated as monocarboxylate transporter 12-B-like. NCBI's taxonomy places the organism in Eukaryota, Metazoa, Mollusca, Bivalvia, Pectinida, Pectinidae. The annotation marks the transcript as partial. Gene Ontology annotation, biological process: monocarboxylic acid transport; transmembrane transport. The record is from RefSeq and is a predicted model, not a curated record. Gene Ontology annotation, molecular function: monocarboxylic acid transmembrane transporter activity. The transcript is spliced from 5 exons.
UAUCUGUGAUUGCCCGCCGUGGUUUGCUUGACCUGAGAUGUUUCAGUUCUAUUUAUAUAAGUAUGGUCCAAUGACGUAUUUGUUAAGAAGCUUUAAUACACUCGGCGACCAGGUGACGACCCAUGAUGGCAUGACACUAUAGAGAGCAGGCGAGCUGUAAGUCUGUAGGUAUCCCAAAUUGAUCAGAUGAAUGGAUACUUAAUUGAUGAUAAUGAAAGCUGAUCACGAGCAUGUACUCAACCAGGACAACGCCUGACAGACCAGAUUCCUAAUAAAUCAGUGACAUGGAUCGGACAAGCCUCAGUGACUUGCAGUGUGAGGACGGUGUUGAGAAAAUAAACAUGAUCGCAGGCGAAGAUGAUAGAAAACCGAUGAAAUAUGAAACAGACUGUCAUGCGGACGCUUUUGAUGAAGAAGGGGACAAAAAGACAACGGAGGAAACUAUACGGAUGGGAAUAACAGAUGAUCUGGUAGACGAUCAUGCUAAUGGAAAUGGUAGACCUUCAGAAGUAUGUCGACCGAUGGGAAUUACAGAUAAUCGGAGGGACGAAUUGAUAGGACAACGAGGAGAGGUCAGCAUAAUGACAAAGGAGACUGAUGGUGCAGAAACACUUAAUAAUAGUGUCAAGGAAGAAAAGAAAACGGAACUAGAUGAAAAAUCAACCGAAUGCCAAAAAUACGGCAAUCCCGUAGAUCAAGGAUGGGCAUGGGUUGUACUUAUAGGAAGUUUCGGAAUCUGUAUGCUUAUCAUAGGAGGUCUCAAGUCUUUUGGCGUACUGUAUGUCGAACUGGCCAAGAAAUUCCAGGUGUCUAACCAAGUCCUGUCUAGUGUCCAGUCUUUGGCAGGCUUCUGUUACCUCUUCUUCGGUCCUGUUUGUAAUGCGCUGAGUACCAGAUUCACCCAUAGAGUGGUGAUUUUUACCGGUGGGAUCAUGACCAGCACAGGCCUGAUUUUGUCUUCACUAGCGCCCUCUGUCGUCGUACUCUUCUUCACCUAUGGCCUGAUAACCGGCAUCGGAUACAGCUUGUGUUUUUCAACAGUGGUAGUUAUGGUCGCAAAUUACUUCAAGAAAUACCGUUCCUUCGCUAGCGGCGUUGCCCUAUCCGGAGGGGGCCUUGGAGCAAUGUUGCUUCCCUACCUCAUCAGAUAUUUUAUCAAUCAAUAUGGUCUCCAGGGAGCCAUGCUGAUCUAUGCAGGCAUCAUGGGUAAUUGCUGUGUGUGUGCCAUGCUCCUCCGUCCAUUUACUAGCUAUCCUCUAAAGAGCAAAACACUAAAGAGUUCCUCUACUCAUGGAGACAGAGAACAGGUAUUGUUGAUAAAACAGAGCGAAUCUAAAGAUAAAUGCAAAGACAGCGGUAAAGAAAAAACAACAAUCAUUUUAUAUGAUUCAGCCCUGGAAAAUGAGGAUUGUGCUGUAAUGUUAUCACAUCAGCACUGUGAUGACACUGACUCGAACAAUCUCUCCCCAAAAGCUCACAUCGAAAGAAGACCACACCUUUCCAACGGAAGUCUAAAUGUUAUGGCCGCCUCCAUAUCCUGUCAAAGUAUUCCUCAGAGUUUUGAGCCACCUCCCAACAAACAUAUCGUUAAAAACAAUCCUACAAAGACAAAGAAAACGUUUCUCCAUGAAAUUAAAUGGAAGCUGUUUCUCAAUCCUGUUUUUACGGUGUUUUUUGCUUUGACUUUUUUUUCAAUGGUAAGCUAUCAUAGUUUAUUCAACGUAGUUCCGCCUUUCGCCGACGAGCUAGGUAUGUCAGGUGAGGAUGGUGCACUUGUGUUGUUGAUAUUUGGUGCAACAGAUCUUACAGGACGAAUAGCAGUCGGCAUAUUGAUGGACAUAUUCCCAAAACAACGUCACGUCAUCUUUACCAUAUGUGUUGGAGUUUGUGCCGUGGGUGUGAUCGUGACGCCAUUGUUUCGGUCUUUUCUGACGUUAUCCCUGUUCAUGGCGUCGUACGGCUGCUUUGCCGGAGGAUACAAUAGCACCUUA